AUUAAAACUAGUUUCACCAAGAAAUGGAACUAUACAUACCUUAAUAUAUACACAUGCUUUGCCUUCGAAUAGACACGUUGCCUUCAAAGUGAAAAAAUAUGUCUAAUUUGCUGGUGGCGGCCAUCGACUUCGGUACAACCUUCUCUGGGUACGCCUUUUCCUUUCUGCAUGAUUAUAGAAGGGAUCCUUUGAAAAUUUCUGCCAACACUUGGACAGCAGGGUCAGGGAACCUGGUGUCUCUCAAAACAUCUACAUGUGUCCUAUUUGAUCCAAACGGAAAGUUUCAUUCUUUUGGGUUUGAAGCCGAGGACAAAUAUUCUAACCUAGCCUUAGAUGAUGAUCACCAUGACUGGUAUUACUUCAGAAGAUUUAAAAUGCUGCUUUACGAGAAAACUCAUUUGUCGAGGGAAAUCCUUAUUGAAGAUGAUAAAGGGAAGGAAAUGGAGGCAAUGAAAGUAUUUUCAACAGCAAUAGGAUACUUGAAAAAUCAUAUGAUGACAAACUGUAAGACGCAGUUGACAGAUAUAGAGGAAUCCGACAUUACGUGGGUGUUAACAGUGCCCGCCAUUUGGAGUGACCCAUCGAAGCAGUUCAUGAGAGAAGCUGCAGGAAAGGUCGGAAUUGCUGAUGAUAAAUUGAUGAUAGCCCUUGAACCUGAGGCAGCUUCACUUUACUGCAUGCACCUACCAGUCCAGAGAGGGGGAGAAAAUACCACCUUUGGAGUGUUUAAGCCAGGUGCAAAAUAUAUGGUUGUUGAUGCUGGAGGUGGAACAAUCGACAUUACGGUUCAUGAAGUCCAGAGCAAUGGUACUCUGAAAGAGUUGCACAAAGCUAACGGUGGAGACUGGGGUGGAACUAAAGUAGAUGCUUCAUUUCGCAGUUUGUUGGCCGACAUCGUGGGUAACGAUGUCAUGGAGAUUUUCAGUAUGGAUCACAAAUGCGAUUUCCUUGAUCUAUUGAGAGAUUUUGAGGUAAAGAAGAGAACCAUAUCUCCCGAUCUUAACGAUAAGGUUACUUUCAAAGUCCCGAUUAAUUUGCUUGAAACAUUCCGCUCAAUCAAUCCAGGAGACGACAUUAAAUCAGUCGUCACAUCAAAAUCCAAGUACAAAAGUAAACUCACUUGGACAGGAGACAAAUUAAGAAUGGAGGCAGACCUCACAAAAACACUCUUUGACGAAAGCUGCAAGAAAAUUGUCCAGCAUCUUAAAAACAUCCUCAAGAGUCCUUCUGUAAAAGAUGUAUCUUCAAUUCUUCUGGUAGGUGGAUUUGCCGAAUCACCAAUGUUACGUGUUGCUAUUCAAACUGCUUUUAAACAGACAAAAAUAAUUGUCCCACAAGAUGCCGGACUGGCCGUUCUAAAGGGUGCAGUACUAUACGGACAUAAUCCAAAUGCAAUUACAUCAAGAGUUUGCAAAUAUACUUAUGGUGUAGGAACAACAACCGAGUUUAUCGAAUCUGUCCAUCCUCAGUCAAAGAAAAAAAUCAUAAAUGAAACUGCGUAUUGCGACGACAUUUUCUCCAUCCAUGUGAAGGUCGGAGACACAGUCAAAGUUGGAGAAGCUCAGGUGAAAAAAACCUACACCGUUCUAAAGCCCGAUCAAACAUCAAUAGGCAUACCGAUUUUUAUAUCACCUGAUGAAAAACCUGAGUACACAACUGAUAAUGGAUGCAAAUGUCUUGGGAAACUAAUCGUCAAUACACCAGACAUAUCCAAAGGAAUGGAUAACGGUGCUGAUGUAUUUAUGACAUUCAGUGGGACAGAGUUAACAGUUACUGCAACUGAAAAACAUCAACAGAACGUAGUAACUGCAUCUUUUGACUUCCUUGGGUGAGCGCAAAGGGAGGUGCUAAAAUUACUGCAUAGUAGCAUUUGAUAAAGAA
Saccostrea cuccullata (small rock oyster) is the source of this 1881-nucleotide messenger RNA. RefSeq names its product heat shock 70 kDa protein 12A-like. The coding region runs from base 99 to 1832 and encodes 577 amino acids. Gene Ontology annotation, molecular function: ATP binding; ATP-dependent protein folding chaperone. NCBI's taxonomy places the organism in Eukaryota, Metazoa, Mollusca, Bivalvia, Ostreida, Ostreidae. The record is from RefSeq and is a predicted model, not a curated record. The transcript is spliced from 5 exons.